GUCUUUCCAACAAACAAUAUUUUAAUCGUUACAAUUAUUUAAUCACCCAUCCGUGCAUGCACCAUUUUUCAUAUAAAUAUCCCUCAUUCACCCAUUCCAUUAAUAUUAAAAAAAAAAAAAAAAAUAAUUAAAACACUCUCACAACUUCCAUUUUAUCAAUACACACAAAAAAAAGUUAACAAUAAUGAAUACGAAUUGUGAAGUAGAAAAUGAUUUUGAAGUUCUUGAAUCAAUUAGGAGGCAUUUACUUGAAGAUUGGGAAGCUCCAUUAAUGAGCUCUGACAAUUCAACAACGUCGGAGUUCAGCCGUAGCAACAGCAUUGAAUCAAAUAUGCUUGCAAAUUUCUUGUCGAAUGAGUUCGAUUAUUCAUCUGGAAUUUUCCAUGACCAUAUUUUCAAUGAAAGUGGAUUACCUAAUAUCAAACUGGAGCCACAAACUUCCAUCGAAUCACCUGAAAUGUGGUAUUUACCGGAAUUUGUGGCUCCAGUAACCAGCUCUGAGAACUCAACAGCGUCAGAGUUCAGCCGGAGCUGCAGCAUUGAAUCAGAAAUGGUUGAUAAUUUCUUUUCUAAUGAAUUCGAUUAUUCAGCUGGAAUUUAUCAUGACAAUACUAUCAACGACUACACAAUUCCUACGUCUCUGCCGGAGGUGAAACUGGAAUCACCGGUGGCAACUACGCCUCCGCCGCCGCCACCUCCUGUGGCGGCGGCGCCAAAGCCGGCGAAGCAUUACAGAGGAGUGAGAGUGCGUCCAUGGGGGAAGUUCGCGGCGGAGAUUAGGGAUCCGGCGAAGAAUGGAGCGAGAGUGUGGCUCGGUACAUAUGAGACGGCGGAGGAUGCAGCGUUGGCUUAUGACAAAGCGGCGUUUCGCAUGCGGGGGUCACGUGCAUUGCUGAAUUUUCCGUUGAGGGUUAAUUCAGGUGAACCGGAACCGGUUAGAGUUGGUUCGAAGAGAUUGUCAGCCUCGCCGGAGAAACCAUCAACAGUGUCUUCAUCGACGAAAAGGAAGAAGAAAGUUGCUUAAAGGGGAGACAAUAGGUCCUAAUUAAGUGGUCCUGUAUAGUAAUUACAAGUAAAUUAUUAGAGGAAUCUUUUUUGUUUGUUAGUUUUUAUUGGAUGAGUAAUGAAUUUGUUCUUUCUUUCA
Capsicum annuum is the source of this 1144-nucleotide messenger RNA. RefSeq names its product ethylene-responsive transcription factor 1A. The transcript has a single exon. Gene Ontology annotation, biological process: regulation of DNA-templated transcription; ethylene-activated signaling pathway. Gene Ontology annotation, molecular function: DNA-binding transcription factor activity; DNA binding. The record is from RefSeq and is a predicted model, not a curated record. Bases 185 to 1024 code for a protein of 279 amino acids. NCBI's taxonomy places the organism in Eukaryota, Viridiplantae, Streptophyta, Magnoliopsida, Solanales, Solanaceae.